Erpetoichthys calabaricus (reedfish) is the source of this 5107-nucleotide messenger RNA. RefSeq names its product ankyrin and armadillo repeat containing (gene ankar). NCBI's taxonomy places the organism in Eukaryota, Metazoa, Chordata, Cladistia, Polypteriformes, Polypteridae. The record is from RefSeq and is a predicted model, not a curated record. Bases 1 to 4377 code for a protein of 1458 amino acids. Gene Ontology annotation, molecular function: protein binding. The transcript has 23 exons.
AUGCUGCUGUCAGCUUGGGCCGAGGACACGUCCACCGCGCAUGCGCGCCAUUGUCACCAGGGAGACGGCGUCUGUGCGUUGCUAAGGGCGCGAGGACGGAGUAGCGAUCGGUGGACCGGGCAAGGAGUUGGGAGAAGUGGCGCUGAACGGGCUGGCAGAGGCAGGCAGCUUGGCAUGGCUGGCUCUGCCCACUCCAUGGAGGUGGACCAGGGAUACUUGGCGGGUCUGACUGCCCAAAGGAAUGCCAGCGCCUUCUUCGAGAAGUUUGAGCGCAGCGAGCUGCAGGAGCUGCUGGCCCUGGUCUCCUGUAACUGGCUGCUGUCCACCGGAGACCAGAGGCUACCACUUGAGAUGCCCCCGGGCAUCAUCUCCCAGAUGAAGGGCUUCAGCAGCCCGAGCGUGGUCAUUCUGGCCCCAGUGCACCCCCGCAGCGAGCUGGACUACAGAGAGGUCCACCAGAUCAUAAGGGAGCUGACCACCGGCAUCUACUGCUUCAACCAGGUGCCCUCCGUCUGCCUGGAGGCCAACUUCGACAGCAGCACCUCGUGCCAAAUGCCGCCGGCGUACUACGACACCAGAGUUGGGCAGGUGCUGACCAGUGUGGACUACCUCAUCAAGACGCUCUGGCAUGGGGCCACCAUGCCCAAGGAGAAGCGGCUUCGCUUUUCAGAGUUGUGGCGGACCAGCAUGGACGUGGACUUGAAUGGAGCACCGCAGACCAAGAAGGACAUGGUGGGCGAGUUCCUGACCGCAGGUCUGGAGGAUAUCUCAAAUGACCCAACGUACCAUGGCAUUUACGACGGGCAGGAGCAGAGGGACCCUAGCUUGGCACCGCAGACCCCAGCCGAGGUCCAGCUCUUCAUGCAGCACGCGGACCACUUGGGCCUGAAGCUGACGGCCUACCUGCAGAGCUUCGGGCAGCACGAGAACCUCUUUGUGUUCAGUGCCACCUACGGCCUGUCCAGCGUACUGCGGGUGACCGAGGGGCAGAUGGACGGUGUCACCUACCAGCGCCUGCAGCAGCGGCUCUCACGCCAGGUGGACGUGGUGCUCGAGCACCUGGAGAAGAAGCCGGACACCUGCCGGGAUGUGGCCUGCCUCCAUCUCAUCAGCUUCCUCGUGCCAUUCCUCAUCAGCCUCAAGAAGAAAAUGAAGAUUCCAGCCGUCGAGCGUCUCCUGCCACCCGUUUCUGAAGACAAGCUGAAGACUGAGCGAGAGUUUCCACCGCUGCUCUUUGGCCCCGAAUUCCGCUGCCGGCAUUUCCAGCUGGAGCCCAACACGUAUUGCCAUCUGCAUGGUGGCAUCGAGUUUGAGGUGGGAACGCCGCCCAUGGAAGAAGUGUCCAAGGAAGUGAAGGCUUCACUUGAAGAUCUGCAGCGGGUUGCUACGGAGGGAGCCGAGCAGCUUCUGCGCCAACGUGAUGUCUACUGGGAGCAGUUGCCCCUGCCGGUGGUGCAGCUAGAUGGGCGCAGAUUCUAUGUGAUUUCACUGGAGUUAGAAAGCUUUUACCAGCAGGCAAACCCGAUGCCAUGGUGGGGCGCCAUGACCGAGACCAUGAAAACACUGCGUGUCAGACGGCUGCCACUCAGCGACGUCCAGCUGCACGAGCAAUUCAAGAAGACGUUUGGCUACCGAAAGGCCCUGAAAUGCAAGAACCUGGCCUUCGGGCUCAAGUCGGCGGCCGAGAGGGGCCUGUCUGCCGUGCUGCACACCUUCGGCCGCAAGAACGCCGCCUCCCGCCUGCACGUCCUGGAUGAGGGCGGCUACUCGCUUGUUCACGCCGCGGCCAUCCACAACCGGGCCGCCAUCAUUUGCCAGCUGGCUAUGGCAGGCAUUCACUUGAGUCAAAAGGGCAGCGGGCACUCCGGCCAGGCAGGUCUCACCCCCCUACACCUGGCGGCCCAGUGCGGCUCUCUGGAGGCCCUGAACUGCCUGCUGGGCCUGCGGGUGGACCACACGGCGGUGGACCGACGUGGCUGGACGGCCUUCCACUUUGCUUCGUUCUACGGGAACGUCCCCUGCAUGCAGGCCCUGUACUGGAAGGACCCGGCCCUGGUGGACCGAGUGACCUCGGCCGAGUAUGGCACCACUCCGCUGCUGCUGACCGCCAUGUCCGGCUCUGUGGCCGCACUGCGGUAUCUGCUGGCCAUCGGGGCCGACUGGAGGAAGACGGACAGUUGUGGGAACAACCUGGCGCAGCUGGCGGCCCUCUACUGCCACAUCGACAGCCUGCGACUCCUCAUUGACCUCCAGCUGGACGGCUUGCCUGUGUGGCACGUGCUUGUAGAAAUGCUGUGCUCGGCUGACCAAGUGUCCAGGGAAAUGGCAGUCCGGUGCCUGGAAGUGCUUUCUGUGGCUGCGGGCAACUUCUGGGAGGACAUCGUUAAAGCAGGGGGCGUCCCAGCAUUGGUGGAUUUGCUGCGUGGCCAGGGGGGGGCGCUGCAGUGUGUGGCAGCUGGCGUCCUCUGUAACGUCUCCAGACACGAGUCGGCUGCCACCGCCAUUGUGCUGAGUGGCGCCACGCCAGUCCUCAUUGAACUGCUUGGCAGUCCGCAGGCCGAGCUGCAGUCCCGCAGCUCCCUCAUCCUGGCCGACCUCGCCCGCCAGAGUGGCCACCAGACCCUCAUAGCACAGCUGGGUGGCAUUCGCCCGUUGGUGCAGCUGCUUGGCUCCGAGAUCGAGGACGUGCUGGUCAACGCCGUGGACUGCAUUCGAGGCCUGUGUGUCCACAACUCGGCCAAUCAGAGUGCAGUGGUGCAGGAAGGCGGGGCUCCGCUGCUGGUGGAGCUGCUGACCGUCAAGUCUGAUGUCCUGCAGUGCAGUGCAGCGGCCGCUCUUGCCGAACUUGCCAGGAAUCACCAGAGAAAUCAGGAUGCCAUCGCGGAGGCCGGGGCGGUCAGCCCACUGGUCAGCCUCAUCAGCGGGCGCAAGACCACAGUGCAGGUGGCAGCUGCCAUGGCUGUAGAGGCCUUGGCUGACCACAACCCCGCCAUCCAGCAGAGGUUCCUGCGCACCGACCUAACAAGACAUUUGCUGCGGCUGCUUAAGGUUUUCCAGCUGCAGGUUAGAGAGCAGGGCGCUGUGGCCCUGUGGGCACUUGCCGGACAGACGCUAAAGCAGCAAAAGCAGAUGGCCGAGAUUAUCGGGCUGAACUUCAUCCUCGACCUGGCGAUGGCACCGUCUGACAGGAUGCGGCAGGUCGGGUGCCAAGCGAUCAUCGCUCUGAGCCGCAACAGCCGGGCCUGGCAGGAACAGAUAUGCAAGGAGGACGGCGUGAGCCCGCUGGCGCGUCUGCUAAGGGCACCCAAGACCACAGAGACCACCCUGCUGGCCGUCAUCAAGGCCUUGGGUUCACUGUGUGUGGGUGUGGCACACACCAACAGUGCCAGCAGCCAGCGUGCCAUCAUGGAUGCCCAUUCCGCCCCGGUUCUGAUUGAUCUGCUGAUGAGUCACCAGUGCCGAAUGGUGAAGGUGAGGGCAGCUCAGACUCUUGCCAGCUUAGUGCUAGGCAACCCAGAGCUCCAGGUGUGGCUUCGUAGCGAGGAGCAAUUCAGUUAUACCCACGUGUUGGAGCUUCUUCAGGACCAGGAUGUCGGCCUCCAGGCAGGCUAUGCCCUCACCCUCUUUGCCUAUAACAGCACCCUGCAGCAGGCAGUCAUGCUCGAGUGUGGUGGCAUCUCUUUGUCCAGCUACGAGCCGUUCCUGCACUCAGAUGAUGAGACUGCCAGGGCAAAGGCAGCAUUUCAGGUUGUGGUUUUGGCUAAAGUCAUAGUGGACGCCGAGCAGGUCACCCUCUCGGCCCGUGGUGUCACCAUCCUGGUGGAGCUGCUCAGUUCCAAGCAACCCAGGACAGUCGCCCUGACAGGUGAACUCCUUGCCAGUUUGUGUCACACAAGAGCGGGCAUCCCAGACGCCAUCACCAGCCUGGGUGCCGUGGAGCACCUGUGUGGGCACCUGUAUUCUGGCCAUGAACAGGUCCGUGCCGCCUGUGCCAUCGCCCUUGGCUACCUCACGUUCCACCGGCCCGCUCAUCGCCUCCUACUGGCGCAGUGUCGCAAUCAGCCAGGACUCUACAGCCUCCUGCUUGCCAACAUCUCCCAAGAUGGUAAAAUCUGUAAGGUGUUCACAGAUGAAUUCAAGCGGCAGCAGACGAUCGGUCUGCCCUCCCAGAGUUUGGUUAUCAAUGGAGGCCCACCGGUGACCCCAUGCCACGGGAGACCAAAGACAGCGUCUGCCACCCACAGCCUCCACAAUGUGCUUGUCGAGCGGGUGCCACGCUCCAAGUCAGCUCCAGGGACCCAGGGCUCAGUGGCCAGCGGAACCAAGUGCCACGGACAGGCGGGAGGGAAAAGCGACAAGACACAGUGGGAGAGAUGAGCCCAAGGGCCACCUAAGACUGGCACAGCCUUUAUUGUCAACAGGAAUCCAAGGCCCAUCCCUCAUGUUGCCAGUCUCAGCCUCACGGGUGGCAGCGUGAUGGCACUUUGCUUUACCUCCUCAGAAAUGUCUGUGCCAAAGGUCGCCCUGCAUAGUGGGAAAGAAGGGGACAAAAGUGACUGCAGCAGCUGCUAGUGGCUCGGGUGCCAAGAACCACCAGUAUUACGCACUUACUUUGGCUGGUACCUAAUGCCCGCUGGACUGGGGAGGAUGCCGAUGCCCUCUCGGAGCCGUUCAAUGCCAUUCCUAGGGGACAAUGACAGACAUGUUUAUCACACGUGUCUCACAACCACAGUGCAGUGUGCCAGUCCAAUACUCACCAAGCUACCAUGGCACCGUUAUCUGUGCAGAGCCGAGGAGGAGGACACAGCAGCUCAAGUCCACUGGCAUCACUGAUAACCUGCAGCAGCUGCCUGGCAUACCGAUUGCUUGCUACACCCCCGGAAACGACCUGCGGCAAGAGAUCAUGGGCUGGUUACCUUGGGUCUAGUGCCAACUGAUUGCCAAGUUUCUUAUUUGUAAUAAUCACAGGUGCCCAAAUGUUGGCAGGUCAGGAUUUGGUUCUGAACCUCGCCUCUGCCAAAACUUGAUAGGAUGUUAGUUGUGUGUGCCAAGUGAGUACUGGGGCGGGCACCAGGUUUUGGAAGACCAUUAAAGCUGGCAUAUGGGG